AAAGAUAAGGACCUUUUUCUUCCCAGGGUGGAUGGAUUGAUCUCUGGAACAUCGAAAGUGCGGAUCGCUUCUUCGAAGAACGAUAGAUUCCAAUGGACAGCCUGAUAAUUUACAACCUCUGCAUUGAUUGAACAUUGAAUCCUUUCUGUAUCAACUUUUAUAGGGCGUUUCGUUUUGCUUUUGCCUAUGCUAAAAGAACGGGCUACAUCAUAUUUUCUGACGUUCGUUAUACUGUAGACUUUCAGAUUGUAUUCCCUGUCCGGACCGACUCGCAUCAGAUAUUUUCGCCCCGUUAUGUGAUAUCUGACCGGACGGAUGUUCGCCUCUGUAUCGGUGUGAUCGGCGAUGUGGCCAUGGCAGGUUUUGGAGCCCAGAAGUGUCCGAAGAGCGAGAAGUUGGACGAGGCGCAGGCACUGGCCCGGAGCUGCGCGGGGAGACCGGACUUCUUGCCGUGCGCUGGGCUGUCAAUAUGCGCCACGCACAGCCACGGAAAGUGCUUCAAGUUGCACUGGUGCUGUCACUUGGGCUGGUGCCACUGUAAAUAUGUGUACCAGCCCAUGACCAGUGUGUGCCAGCUGCCGAGCACGGCGGUGCCCUCUGACCCCUCUGAGUCCCCACCCACCAUGAACCUGUCUGUCUCCCUCACCGAACGCUUCCUGAAGAUUGCCCCCUGCUUCCAGUCCCCACCGUACCUCCAGUCGCCCAAAUACUGUGUCAUUACAGACCUCUUCAUCGACGACUACAUCGUCAAACGCAUCAACGGGAAGAUGUGUUAUGUUCAACGUUCUCCUCCUCCAAUCCCUGAUCCUCCUGCUGCUGCAUCUCCUGCUGCUGCUGCAUCUCCUCCUGUGAAGCAUCACCCCCAUAACCUCUCACGGCACCACCCCGGCCCUGUAGACAAGCUGAAAGGCCCCAAGAUGGACCACUGCUCCUCUCCAUCCAGCUCCGAGGACUCUGGGAUCAACGCGUUAGGUUUGCACUGCCUGGAAUCCUGUGAGUCAGAGUCAGAGGAUCAGAAUGAAGAGUUGAGCACCGAUGGAGAUGGGAAAUCUAGCCCUUGUCUCUGGGACCAGGAUGAGACCUCUCAGCUGUCUCCCUCUAAGUCCAUGGUGGAGAUCAUCGAGAAGAUUGAGACCACUGUGUGACAGACAGAGACAGACAGACAGACAGACACUUCACUGAGCACAGCAGAGAGAUACAACUAUAUUAUACUAUAUCUAUGGAGCACACAGCCUCUCUGAGAGCAUUUGAAAAACAGCUCCAGAUUUCUUGAGUUGGAUUUAAAGGACCUACAGUCCACCGACUGCAGGUGACCUUGUUGUGGUCAGAUAUAGGUAACCCCACAUCAUGAUGACCCUAUGUGUUUUCUCAGAGACGGUCAAGGAUCCCAGAUAUGGAUGGUCUCUGGUUUUUCCACCCCACUCUGUAUAUCUCUCCAGACCCCCUGCAUGGUUUGUUAGAUAGAUAGGGCUGUCUAUAGGUAGGGCUGUCUAUAGUUGGGCUGUCUAUAGAAAGGGCUGUCGACUGUAGCAAAGAUUUGACAAGAAACACAGAGGAAACAUGUCCUUUAACAUUCACAUGGACUCUCAGCAGCUGACCAAAUAGACUUCUUACUAGUCCCAUGGAGACGGACCAUCAGCAGACAAAUGGACGAACACAGCCUUUAUUAACCCCUCAACUACCAAGCCUUGUACCAAGAACUCCUGCCUGCUUCUAGAAAUACAAUCAAAAUAGAAUUUUGAGUUAGAACUUUGACGUUGUUUGACAAUCAAGAAAGCACAUUCCUUCCUCUGCCUGCUGUGAAGACCACAACUACACAACUACCUAUCAGCCAAGGAUGCAGUGUGGAAAUACUAAAUCACAUGUGUUUACCAGAGCAAAGAGGACCAGUGAUUCCCACUGCUACUAUGUACUUUAUUACCUUGAUGGGAAGCAGUGAAGCGCCGACGUUAAUGGCCACCCUUGAGGUGGUCAUUCACACCAGAGCAACUGCUCAGUAUAAAAGCACAGUACAUACUGUACUGUAUCCAUUACCAUCAGUACUAUCCAUUACCAUACAGUACUGUUCAGUACUAUCCAUUACCAUACUGUACUGUUCAGUACUACCAAUUACCAUACAGUACUGUUCAGUACUAUCCAUUACCAUACAGUACUGUUCAGUACUACCAAUUACCAUACAGUACUGUUCAGUACUAUUCAUUACCAUACAGUACUGUUCAGUACUACCAAUUACCAUACAGUACUGUAUGGUACUAUCCAUUACCAUACAGUACUGUUCAGUACUAUCCAUUACCAUACAGUACUGUUCAGUACUAUCCAUUACCAUACAGUACUGUUCAGUACUAUUCAUUACCAUACAGUACUGUUCAGUACUAUCCAUUACCAUACAGUACUGUAUGGUACUAUUCAUUACCAUACAGUACUGUUCAGUACAAACCAUUACCAUACAGUACUGUUCAGUAGUAUCCAUUACCAUACAGUACUGUAUGGUACUAUUCAUUACCAUGCAGUACUGUUCAGUACUAUUCAUUACCAU
Molecule: messenger RNA, 2536 nt
Organism: Coregonus clupeaformis (lake whitefish)
Lineage: Eukaryota; Metazoa; Chordata; Actinopteri; Salmoniformes; Salmonidae
Product: UPF0524 protein C3orf70 homolog B-like
Exons: 3
Coding region: 354-1145 (263 amino acids)
Source: RefSeq, a predicted model, not a curated record